AUGGUUGGAGGAAGUAUACCACCAUUAGGUCAACAAGACAUGUUGGAUAAUGCUGGUAGAUUGAUUGAUAAACAUAUUCAAGAAGAUCAGAAUUAUGUUGAUUUGUCAGAGCUUCUAAGAGUUCAAACUCACAACCAACCAACUGUGAGUGGACUGCAUGAUUUUGAAUAUCCAAGUUUGACGGAUGUUGGAAUGAGUGUUGAUGCUUUAAGAGAAUUAGCUCCAGUUAAAACUGUUCCCCUACCUCCAGAAUUAGUAGAGCAGUUUGGACGCAUGCAGUGUAGUUCCAUGAUGGGACUGUUACCAGAGAUUGAAAGAGCAUGGCUAGCCAUCGACUCUAAUAUAUUUGUGUGGAAAUAUGAAGAUGGAACUGACCUAGCCUAUUUUGAUGGUUUAAAUGAGAAUAUUUUAAGCGUUGCUCUAGUGAAACCUAAAAAAGAUAUAUUUCAGCCACAUAUAAGAUAUUUACUAUGUAUAGCAACACCAGUAGAUAUUGUAUUAUUGGGGGUCAGUUUCUCUAAACCAUUUAACAGUGUAAACAAUGGAGAUGUAUUGGGUGAAAUGCAUUUAUUACCAGACCCUCUAUUCUCUAUACCUACUGAUAAUACAUUUAUAACUUAUAUUACUGGUACUGAUGAUGGGCGAAUAUUCAUGGCAGGAAAAGAUGGAUGUUUAUAUGAACUUGCUUAUCAGGCUCAAGAUGGUUGGUUUAGUAGAAAAUGUCGUAAAAUAAAUCAUUCUACAAGUAAUUUAUCUUUCCUUGUACCUUCAUUUCUCAACUUUUCAUUUAGUGAGGAUGAUCCUUUGGUACAAAUUAGUAUAGACAACAGUAGAAAUAUCUUAUUUGCUAGAACAGAGAAAGGCAAUCUUCAGGUGUUUGAUUUAGGUGAAGAUGGUAAAGGAAUGGGAAGAGUUGCUUCCCUUUCACAUCAAAAUAUUACUCAGAGUGCUUUCCUCAUAGCCAGAACUAUUGAUAAAUCAAACUAUAAAACUAUAGUUAGUAUAUCAGCUUUAACUAAAUCAGAAUCAUCUAAUAUACAUCUAGUAGCUGUUACUAUGUCAGGUGUACGUCUGUAUUUUACAACUAAUCCGUUUGGUGGAGGUAAAUCGAGGCCUACUAUGUUAACAUUAGUACAUGUUAGAUUACCUCCUGGGUUCUCAGCCAAUUCUACUAUCUCUAGACCAGCUAAUAUAGCUAAAUCAUCCUACUCUAAAGGUGUAUUGAUGAUGGUAGCAGGACAGAAUGAGAUUAAUGAUAUAUUAUGGUGUGUUAGUAAUGAUACAUUCCCUAUACAAUCACAACUAAUGGAAUCAUAUACUGCUCUAACAAUAGAUGGACCAACCUGGGCUAUGUCUGAAGUACCAAUAAAGUCUAUAAAUACCAGAAUAUCAACCUCUAGUAUGUUUGAUAAAUCUGAUCCACCUAUAGUUGUCAAUCAACAUAUUGAAUCUUGUCGAAAAUUUGUAUUACUCACAUCACAGGGGAGUCGUAUAUUUAAUAAACUACGUCCAGUAGAACAGCUACAACAAUUAUUGAUAGAAAGUCAAGGUCCAGAUUCAGAGGAAGUUAAAGGUUUCUUUAGAUUACAUAGGGUUGAACAAGCCUGUGCUACAUGUUUAAUAUUAGCCUGUAGUCGAACUGCUGCUGAUCCUAAGGUGUCUGAUUGGGCGAGAAUGGCUUUCUUUACGUAUGGUGGUGAGCCUCAAUAUCAUUAUCCACCUACACAUGGUUUACAACCUUCAAAUAUCGGAGCAACAUAUUCCAGUAGUGUACUGGCCACUCCAAGUUCCAGUGUAGUUUAUAGCCCUUACUCUCCAUAUAAUACUAAUGCCAGUUUAUCACAGACUUUACAAACACCACAUCCAGGAAUGCAUCCAGCUCACAUGUCGACACCAGCUCCAGGUUUUAACCAGUCGUAUUUUCAACCAUCAAUGAUGGGGAAUAUAAGUACAGGAGGUGGUCCACUACAAGAUAUACUAUAUUCUGGUAAACAUAAUGGUAUCUGUAUAUAUCUAGGUAGAAUAUUACGACCAUUUUGGGAUGUAGCAGCCACAAUAGAAUUCCCCUGUCAAACAGAACAGGGUUUAGUUUAUUAUUUGAGCAGUAGUUUUAAUACAGAUGAAAUCAACCAGACUUUAGAACUAGUCAGAGAUUUAUCUGAUUUUGUAGAAUUUAAUGCACAAGUUGAUUUUGGUGGAGCUGCUGAAAGUAUGACAUCAGGUUUUCCUGGAAGAAUAAUGGGAGUAAGAUAUUCAGAUGGUAUGAUGGAUGAUCAAACCAGGAAGAAAUUAGCGAAUGAAGCCCAGAAACUUGAGAAGAUAUCAUUACAGAAUGUUAGAAUGUUAUUACAUCAGGUAGAAGAAGUUCUGGGUUUGUGGAAAGUUCUAGUUGAUCAUCAGUUCCAUGUAUUAGCUGCAGCUCUUACUAAGGACCAACAGAAUCAGUUACGUUCCAUGACAUUUAAAAACCUGGUAAUUAAUGGGAGAGAGUUAUGUGCAGCAUUAAUAACUUGUUUAAUAACGAGAUUUCUACAAGAUAAUGCUAAGAUAGAUAAUAUCAGUUCUAUAUUACGUAAUGUUUGUCCUAAUUUAUAUAGUACAGAUGAUGCUACCUGUUCUAUGGCUAAUGAAUUACUCCAUGCUUCGAAAGCCAAUCAGAAUCAAGGAGAAAAACAAAGACAGUUAUACGAAGCUUUGAGGUUAUUUAAAGAUGUGAAUCAGCCUCUACAGUUAACUACUGUAUGUAAUCAGCUAGCUAGUGUUAAUUUCUACCAGGGUAUAGUGGACCUGUGUUUAACUGAGGCUAAUAAACUUGACCCUCAAAACCUAGCUCUACACUUCUAUAGAUGUUGUGAACCCCCAGAAGAUCAGCAGGGCAUGCAGGCCUUUAUAAACAGAAUGGAAUGUUAUAAAUGUAUAACAGAAACAUUAGGAUAUUUAUGGUCAGCCAGUACUAGUCAUCCACAGGCUCCCAGUGUACCUAAAUCACCAGGUCCACCAGAAGCACCUGAUCUUACCAGAAUCUCUCCAGUUCAGGCUGAACAAUAUAGAAAUGAAGUGUUCCUACUGGCGUUAAAAUCAGAUGAUGAGUUAUUCCAUGUAGCCCUGUAUGAUUGGUUAUUUAUGGCAAAUCAUUCAGAGAAAUUAUUAGAGAGUCAGUUUAUGGAAUCAUAUUUAAAAAGAAAGUCUGGUAUCCAAGGUGAUAAUGUAGCAGCAUUAGAUAUGUUAUGGAAAUAUUAUGAAAAGAUACACAACUUUCCAGCAGCUGCUAAAAUAUUAUCUAGAUUAGCUGAUAGACCUGGUAUGGAUGUACCACUACAACAGAGAAUAGAAUAUUUAUCUCGAGCUAUUAUGUGUGCUAAAAGUUCAACAUCUAGAAUGAGCUCGGCUGCUGAGGGAGAGUUCCUGCAUGAAUUGGAAGAGAAAAUGGAGGUGGCUAGAUUACAGUUACAAGUACAUCGAGCAUUAAAUAAAAUACCCCAUAAAUCACCUGUUAUGAAAGAGGCUCUAAAUAGAUUAGAUUCGGCUCUGAUAGAUAUUACCAGAUUAUAUGAAGAUUAUGCUGAUAAUUUUGAUCUAUCUGAAUGUAAAUUAGCUAUUGUACAUUGUGCUGGCUUAUAUGAUGCUGCAUUGAUAGAAAAUUUAUGGCAGAAUAUUAUCGAUAAAGAAUUUGACAGUUUUAGUAAUUUAGACAAUACAAGCCGAGUGACUAAUAUUAGUAACAGAUUAGUUGUUAUAGCUCAACUCUAUUCUGAUACGGAACGCUACUUUCCACUGGGUUUUAUUCUGAAGUAUUUAGAAAGGAGAAGUAGUGAAUUAAAUAUGGAUCCUCACUGGAUUUAUAAAGUUAUGUUACAGAUAAACAUUUCACCUGAAAAACUGUUAGAACUAUAUGAUAGAAUGUUUAAAUCUAGGGAUCCAUUUUGGCAGACGAUACAUCGACCAUUACAUUUAUUACGAGUUCUACAUGGUUUUAUGACUAAUUUUACUACUAAUCCUACUACUCUACCUAAUAUGGAGAGACGCAGGUUUAUAACAAUGUGUUUAGAUUGUGUAUCAAGUUAUCUAGUAGAACUACAAGCUAAGAGUAGUACUGAUCCCAGUGUACGAAACCUAGAACAGCAAUUUAAACAAUUACAAUUUAAACUGGAACGACUAGCAUAA
This is a messenger RNA of Lottia gigantea (owl limpet), 4164 nucleotides long. RefSeq lists its product as hypothetical. The coding region runs from base 1 to 4164 and encodes 1387 amino acids. The record is from RefSeq and is a predicted model, not a curated record. Lineage: Eukaryota; Metazoa; Mollusca; Gastropoda; Lottiidae. Gene Ontology annotation, molecular function: structural constituent of nuclear pore. Gene Ontology annotation, biological process: protein import into nucleus; RNA export from nucleus; transcription-dependent tethering of RNA polymerase II gene DNA at nuclear periphery. Gene Ontology annotation, cellular component: nuclear pore inner ring; nuclear pore. The transcript has 36 exons.